Molecule: messenger RNA, 908 nt
Organism: Balearica regulorum gibbericeps (East African grey crowned-crane)
Lineage: Eukaryota; Metazoa; Chordata; Aves; Gruiformes; Gruidae
Source: RefSeq, a predicted model, not a curated record
GGUGCUGCUGGAGUGCUGGUAGGACACCCAUUUGACACUGUUAAGAUGACAGAUAAGCCUCAUCACGGGAGAGUUACCUAGUUCGUCUACAAGUUCAAAAUGUAGAGAAACCUCUCUACCGUGGGACCUUCCAUUGCUUUCAGUCCAUCAUAAAGCAAGAAUCUGCUUUUGGACUCUAUAAAGGUAUUGGGUCACCAAUGAUGGGACUUACCUUCAUUAAUGCGCUUGUGUUCGGUGUACAAGGAAACACGCUUCGUGCUCUGGGAAAAGACACUCCUCUCAACCAGUUCCUUGCAGGGUCAGCGGCAGGGGCUAUCCAGUGCAUCAUCUGCUGCCCCAUGGAGUUGGCAAAGACAAGAAUGCAGCUCCAAGGAACAGGUGAAUACAAACUAAAAAUGAAGCUCUACAAAAAUUCUCUGGAUUGUUUGAUCAAAAUCUAUCGAAAGGAAGGGCUGAGGGGUAUCAACAGGGGCAUGGUCUCUACGUUCAUAAGAGAGACUCCAAGCUUUGGCUUUUACUUCCUAACCUAUGACUGCAUGACCAGGUAUUUAGGCUGUGAAGCUGAAGACAGUUAUGUUAUUCCCAAACUGCUAUUUUCGGGGGGGAUGUCAGGAAUCGUGUCCUGGCUCUCAACCUAUCCCGUGGAUGUGAUCAAGUCCCGGCUUCAGGCCGAUGGAGUCGGAGGCGUUACCCAAUACAACGGCAUUUUAGACUGCGUCAGAAAGAGUUACCACGAAGAAGGCUGGAGGGUGUUCACAAGAGGUCUUACUUCCACCCUUCUCCGUGCUUUUCCUGUCAACGCAGCUACCUUUGCCACUGUCACUGUGUUCCUAAUGUAUAUGAGGUCAGAAGACAACCUUCGUGAAUGUGAACCGGGUCCAGUAAUCCAGCAGCCUUCCAGUUUGUGA